AUGAAAAUAGGUAUAAUUGGUUCUGGUUUUGCUGGUUUAUCAUCAGCUUUAUUUCUGUCUCGUAAUAAAUUGAAUGCAAUCACUCUCUAUGAUAAAUUUGAUAAAGUUCAAACUGUUGGUGCAGGAAUUCUAAUACAACCAUCAGCAAUGGAAAUAUUUAAAAAAUUGGAUCUUUAUGAAGAAUUUAUAAGAAACGGUGAAAAAGUUUAUGAUCUUGAAGGAACAAAUCAUCGUGGGCAAAAAGUAUUUUUAACAUCUUAUAACGAUUAUGCACCCGAAUGUUUUGGUAUUGGAAUACAUCGUUCACUCCUAUUCCAGUCAUUAUAUAAUAAAUGUAAAAUGCAAUCAAAUAUCAAAUUUGAAUUAAAUCAUGAAAUUAUAUUUUUAGAAGAUAAUAGAUCGGCUUAUGAUCUAUUAAUCGUAGCAAAUGGUUCACAUUCUAAUCUAAGAGAUCAAGUACCUAUUAAACAAUCUUAUAAAUUAUAUCCUUAUGGUUGUUUAUGGACAACUAUUGAAGAUGAUCGAAUUGCUCCUAAUCAAUUACGACAAUAUCUUAAAUAUUCACAAGAAAUGUUUGGUAUUCUACCAUCUGGAAUAAACGAUAAUCUUAAACGCAUUGUUAGUGUUUUUUGGAGUUUGCCGAUUAGAUUAAAAAAUACUUAUUCAAUAGAAAACAUUUUAGAAUCUAUGAAAUUUUAUUUAAAUGAAGAAAAUAAUGAUUUUUUCGAAAAACUCAAACAAGCUAAUUAUUCAUUUGCUGUUUAUGCUGAUGUUUAUAUGCAACAGUAUCAUCAUGAAAAUAUUGUUUUUAUUGGAGAUGCAGCACAUGGAAUGAGUCCUCAAUUAGGUCAAGGUGUUAAUAUGGCAUUUAUAGAUAGUUAUUUCUUAGAUAAAGCAUUAAUCAAUAAUAAUGAUAAUAUUAAAUUAGCUUUGAAUAAUUAUACAAAAUUAAGAAAAAAACAUUUGAGAUUUUAUAGUCAAGCAAGUAAAUUUUUAACACCAUUAUAUCAAAGUGAUCAAGAAUUCUAUGGACGAUUUCGAGAUUUACUUUUUACAAUAUCAAAACAAAUGAAAUUUUCAAGAAAAAUAUCAAGUCAAAUUUUGUGUGGAAAGAGAACUAGCUGGAUAACAAAUAAAGAAAUUCAAUAUUAA
Adineta steineri is the source of this 1152-nucleotide messenger RNA. NCBI's taxonomy places the organism in Eukaryota, Metazoa, Rotifera, Eurotatoria, Adinetida, Adinetidae. The record is from the annotation of a GenBank genome assembly.